This is a messenger RNA of Stereum hirsutum FP-91666 SS1, 2892 nucleotides long. RefSeq lists its product as uncharacterized. The transcript has 11 exons. The record is from RefSeq and is a predicted model, not a curated record. Bases 1 to 2892 code for a protein of 963 amino acids. Lineage: Eukaryota; Fungi; Basidiomycota; Agaricomycetes; Russulales; Stereaceae.
AUGUCGCAUUCGACUGCCUCUGAUACUUCAGACGAUCUACCCCCGCUAAAACAGGCAUCAUACACGAUCGACUCGGACGAUGAAGAUGCAUCCAACACCCACAUUCUUCGAAAGCUGAAUGACUGGCCAAGGACACCUCCGCAAGUUCUCGAUGAUGAGCAACUCGCGAAGCUUUUUGAUGCCAUCAUUAAGUAUAGCUUUACAACUCCGCCAGCGGACCCUGCGUGGACUGCUAUGGCGCAGAGCAAUAAAUUCAAAGACCAUGCUCUCGAGCUGGCACUUAUCAUUGAGCCGACUUUGAAGAGGUGGCUGCAAAGGUGUUGGAAGACUGGCGACUUUACGAUCAUUAGGGGUGCCGCUCGCACCUCAGCCUUUCUAAGCAAAGAACCGCCGACAAAGCGUGCGCCUACUAAUAUUAAUACGGGGGCGACCGUCGACAAAUCGAAACUCAUCACACUUGAUAUGGCCUGGAAAACUCCCUACCAAGGCGAUUACCACAGGCAGCUCUAUGAAAUGAUCUGUGCAAUGAAGACCGAGGGCGACACGAAAGACUAUUCGAACACGGCUUCCAUCAUUCAAAGCUCGGGGUGCGGAAAGUCGCGCAUUGUCGACGAGCAAGCAGAUCUUGUUUUUACGAUCCCACUGAACCUUUGGGGUGCUAACAAACCGACGCAGCUCUCUUAUCCACCACCCGAUACUGCAAUCCGCCAUGCGCUCGUUCUUCCGCUUCAAGACGAAACUCGCCAACAACUGCGCUAUCAUACGUUCUUCCUUUGUCUCUUCGCGUCUACCAGGAAAGUAGUAGAUGGUAUGAUCAAAGAAACACCUACGAUGACUUACGACGAGCUAGCGCACCAGUGGAGGAUGCAUCUGUGGCCCAGCAGCGCGGGAGGAAAAAUGCAGAGCUGUCGUGACGAAUUCCAUGGUGGUGUAGUCCGUGGCGUUGAGAUCGAAGAGGCGUCCCUCAAACGCGAGGUAUUGAGGGAGGCGAGGGCAGUGAUACCCGGAGAAACCAUGAGCGAAACUGAAAACGACUUAUCCGAUGCGGCAAUCUCGUUAGCGGCGCUUCUGUGUGCUGAGAAGCGUGCUGGCGCAGAGCUCGACAACCUCCUGAAGUCUCUCGAGACAGUUUGGGAUCCCACGAGACCAAAUCGUUCCGUGAAGCUGGUCGUCUACUUUGACGAAGCUCAUGAGCUGACGAAGACGCAAGUCACCAAGUCAUCUCCCUCUAUAACGCUCUACGAUGUUCUGCUUUCUGUUUUGAACGAGCACGUCACUAAGCCCUUCUUCGUCUUGUUCUUGUCCACAUCAUUCGAUGUCGCCCGCUUUGCUCCAUCUCCGACUGCGAUGUUUGGUUCAUCUCGUGCUUUUCAGAGCGACGCUCAUCAUGCUCCGAUCACGGAAACUCCGUUCGACUGCUAUCCCAAGCUCCUCAUAGAGCCAGACACCUACACUCUCCGAGACGUUUUAAGUAUCUCGUUCAUGGCCAAGUUCGGUCGCCCGCUCUUCUGGACCAUGCUCCAUAAUCUCACAGACGAUGAUCUGACCAAGCUGACCAAAAACAUCGUAGAGCUCGCCCGAAGGAAACUCCUCGGUCCCAUUGUAGAUCUCAAUGCCCGUCCCGAAAGCUUUGGGGAUACCGCACGACUUGCUAUUAUUGACGUUCGGCUCUGUCUUGCUUACGACCCGCUCAACACUCGGCUCGUCUUCGAUAAAACGUCUGAACUGGUUGCUCACCAUAUGCGGCUGGCUUACUCUGUUCCGAAACACGGCGUCUACUUCCGUUCAGGAUAUUCUAGCGAGCCCAUCCUUGCCGAGGCUGCGACCGUGCAACUCAAUGCCUGGCGAAAAUCAAAUAGUGCGAUUAUGAUCGACACAUUGAACCACCAUAUGAGCUCGGGCCUUCUGGAUCGAAGCGAACGUACCGAGGUCGUAGCUCGUGCAUUGAUCACCGAAGCAUACGACCGUGCUACUCUGCGAUGCCGCAAGGACGCCGGAUCCCCAUUAUCGUUUGGAUGUGGAGCCGUUGAAUUUAUUGAGGAACUCUACAGAGACCACGGCACGAUUACCGAGGCUCACCCGGACAAUGUCUCAGGAGGCGUCACUUUCCGCGAGGCGUUCAAGCACGCUCGACUACGGAUCACGCAAUGGGUUCGUGUCGAGGACGAUCAUGAGCUGAGCACGGAAAGCAUGGCGGCGGCCUUCAUUCGAGGAUAUGCGUUCAUCUGCCGGCGCGGGGCGUCGUUCGUUGAUCUCGUAGUUCCCCUGUUACUGUGGGACAAAAAGAUUGGGGAGUUAUCAUAUCAAUGCUGGGACCUCGGAUUCUUUCCUCGAUCCGACUCCGACGCGAACACGUUCAUGGAGAGGGCGGCGAAACGUCCAUACAUCACUAUCGUCAUGGACCUUGGUUCACAGAAUUCCCUUCCUGAAUACGCCCGAUUCCCUGCUAAGGCAUCAGAUCAGAAGGCGACAGAGGCUGUCCAGAAUACGAACGUUCAGAGGACAAAGUCGACGCCACGAAACACCCAUCCGCGCUAUGCGAUCCUCGCGACAGGCUGCUCAGACACGGUGUACGCCGUGAUCCACCGGGACCAUCGAACGAAGUGGCAACUUUUACUUCAUCAAGACAACCUUCUGGGCGGUCAUCCGCGCCCACACAGCAUCCCUAGCGUGCGAAAUAUGAAGCCGUUCUGGUCUUUCGGUCCAGAAAGUUAUGCGUGGUACAAGAGCGCGGUCCUAAACCGAAAACUUGAAGCGCACGAACCCGGAUCGGGCAAAGAGGACCAGGGUACUUUAUGCGUUCCGAUGUACGAAGAGACUGUGGACGAUACGAGCGAAGGAGGUGGGUAUAGGUUGGGCUGGGAGGCAGGCGAGGAUUACGGUUGGUGUUGA